UUCAAUUGAAUAAUAAUAGUAAUAAUAAUUAUAUAAUCAACCAAAAAAAUCAAACAAAUAAAAAUUGCAGAGAGAAAAAAAGACCGAAGCGGUUCCUCCGUUUGGUGAUGGUUAAUGCUUUUAUCCGCGUUGCCGAUAGGGAGAAGAAGAAGCAAAAGGGAAGGCAAAAUUCAAAUCGAGAUUUCAGCUUGGACUUAACCGUCGUUUUCCCGUACAUCGCCAUUUUCAUGCUAUUUUUCUCAACCGGCGACGGCAUUGAAGGUUUACGAAAAUGGAUCUUAUUCGCGGAAGCUAGCACCGCCGGCGGUGGUGGCGGCGGCGGCUUCUGGUCUUAUUACUCUGUGGUUUCGCCUUCUGGCAUAGCCAUCGCCGUCACUGCCAUGGCCGGUAUCGCUCUCGCUGCUACCAUCGUUUAUUCUCGAAGGGGUAGCCUGAAAUCACCCUGGGCCCUUAGAAAAAGAAAAUAUGCCCUUCAACCUAAACAAUGGAAAAGUUUAUUCACGCUGGAUGGGAAACUUGGUGAUGGUGGUGUCAAGUUUCUGAAGAAAGUUCGAAGUGGAGGUGUUGAUCCAAGUAUUAGAGCAGAGGUAUGGCCAUUCCUCCUUGGAGUAUAUGACCUCAACAGUUCAAAGGAAGAAAGAGACUCCAUUAGAAGACAGAAAAGAAAAGAGUUUGAAAGAUUGCGGAAAUGGUGCCGCCAAAUUCUUAAACGUAUUGAGAAUAGCUCUACGGUUAAGGAAACUGCUGGAAACUACUGCAAUGAAGACAGUGAGGAUUUAAGUCAAGUUGUUGAUUCUUCAGGCUUAGAGGAUGUGGUUAGUGGUAGAAGGUCAACUGAGGGAGAAAGUCCCAUGGUUGAUGAUUCUGAGAAUAGCUCUAAGGUUAAGGAAACUGCUGGAAACAACUGCAAUGAAGACAGUGAGGAUUUAAGUCAAGUUGUUGAUUCUUCAGGCUUAGAGGAUGUGGUUAGUGGUAGAAGGUCAACUAAGGGAGAAAGUCCCAUGGUUGAUGAUUCUGAUCGCCCUCCGCGUGACCAAAGUCAUCAGACCCUUGUAUCUUCUGACUCAGAUUCGGAGGGAGGUAUUGAUAAGAGUGAAAUUACUUGUGAAGACGAUUCUCCUGGUGAGACAGAAUCCUCUGGUUCCGAUACCUCUGAUGAAGAUGAAAACAUACCCCUCUUUGCCUCAGAAAUAACAGAGGAAAAUAAUAUUGAUAAAGAUGAUAAUUCCUCUGCCUCCCGUAUAAAAAGCAGGUCAAAAUCCCAUGCGGAUGAAGAUUUUGCCACAUGGCAGAGAAUCAUCCGUGUUGAUGCUGUGAGGGCAAAUGAUGAAUGGAUUGCUUACUCUUCAACUCAGGCAUUGGUAUCAGAAAUGAAAGCAUACCAGUUAGCUGAGAGUGUUGGCUUGAAGGAAUAUGAUCACCUAGAGCCCUGCAGGAUUUAUCAUGCUGCUCGUCUUGUUGCUAUACUUGAGGCCUAUACCCUUUAUGAUCCCGAGAUAGGUUAUUGCCAAGGAAUGAGCGAUCUGCUCUCUCCCAUCAUUUCAGUGGUAGAGGAUGAUUCUGAAGCCUUCUGGUGCUUUGCAGGUUUCAUGAAAAAGGCUCGUCACAAUUUCCGGCUUGAUGAAGUGGGCAUUAGAAGACAGUUAAACAUCGUGUCCAAGAUUAUCAAGUGUAAGGAUAGUCAUUUAUAUAGGCACCUGGAGGAGCUUCAAGCAGAAGAUUGCUUCUUUGUGUAUAGAAUGGUUGUAGUUCUUUUCAGGAGGGAGUUAAGCUUCGAGCAGACUCUUUGCCUCUGGGAAGUGGUCUGGGCAGACCAGGCAGCAAUUCGUGCUGGUAUUACAAAGACCAGUUGGGGGAGGAUGAGACUUAGAGCUCCACCUACAGAUGAUCUUUUGCUUUAUGCAAUCGCAGCUUGUGUUUUGCAAAGGAGGAAGCUAAUCAUAGAGAUGUAUAGCAGCAUGGAUGAGAUAAUGAGAGAAUGCCAUAGUAUGGCUGGACGACUGGAUGUCUGGAAGCUUCUCGAUGAUGCCCAUGGCUUGGUGGUCAACCUGCAUGACAAGAUUUAGUAUUAUGCUCUGCCUUUUCCUUCUUAUUUCAAUCAAUUUCCUACACUAAUUCUUUUUCAAAUUUUCCUCGACUCUCACAAUAUUUAGGGACCCGAGGUACUUUACAUUUCUGCUUGAAACAAGCGACUGAUAUAGCCAAACUCCAUGUAACAAGUAAGUUAUGAGAUUAUAUUUACUAUAUGAUGUAUUGCCCAUGCUCGAGCUUUAUCUUAGAGUGACGGUGGCAACGCUGAAAAAUCAGCAGUUUAGAAUGUUUAAGUUUGCUUUGCAAUUAUGGAAUUACAGAACCUUGCACCUUUACUUUUC
Molecule: messenger RNA, 2372 nt
Organism: Gossypium raimondii (Peruvian cotton)
Lineage: Eukaryota; Viridiplantae; Streptophyta; Magnoliopsida; Malvales; Malvaceae
Product: rab GTPase-activating protein 22
Exons: 5
Coding region: 108-2066 (652 amino acids)
Biological process (GO): activation of GTPase activity
Molecular function (GO): GTPase activator activity
Source: RefSeq, a predicted model, not a curated record